Messenger RNA from Hydatigera taeniaeformis, 1218 nucleotides. Lineage: Eukaryota; Metazoa; Platyhelminthes; Cestoda; Cyclophyllidea; Taeniidae. The record is from the annotation of a GenBank genome assembly.
GAAAUCGGUUCUAGACGCACGGCAGCGGCUUCGAAAGGCUAUGACUCCACUGGACCAAACAUGGAACCACUUUCUUCAAGAGCUCAAAAACGAGUUGUUCUUGAGGGCCUUCUUGAAGAAUCCGAAGUGGAGGAUGAUGCUGCUCUACUUAGUGGAGACUUAACCGCCAUCGGAUUGGUGAAUCCUCUUACUGUAGCUCUUCAAACUGUUGCAACGCAGGUGUCACGUCUUCAGGAUGCACGCAACUGGGUAAAAUCGAUGGCUGGAAAACUUGACACACUGAUUCAACUUCUCUUCCGUGAACUUCUUUGCUUCGGUAGAGUUCAGAUGCUCACCAAGGAGUGGUGGAAUGUACACGACGAGACAGAGCAAUUUGUAGUGCGACUUCAAGCCACCAGUCCAACUGAUAUGGCUUUCAUCAAACCAGAAGACGUGGAAUCGCAAUUAUAUCAGCAUUCCGUGGAUGCUCUAGCCAAUUGGACGACUCUUCAAGGCCGUCUAAGUCAUUUGGCAUUUCUGCGUAAUGCCCUCCAACAACACCACACGGCUUCGACUACUUUGGAGUGCCCAACAUGUCUUCAGGCACAAAGUCCUUCACGUCCAACAUUUGUGUUGCUGCCAGGAUGUUGGCAUAGCCUCUGUCUACCCUGUCACCAGCGAAUUCAGGCGCACAGUGUGUCGAGUCAACGUCGUUGUCCACUUUGUCGAAAACCUUUUGAAACAGCCGCUUCCAACGCCACGAAACGUCGACCUCUGACCCUUCUGCAUUUUGAUGGUGGGAGAAAGCUUCAAUCGAAGCAAAAGGAGGAGCAGGAGCAGGAGGAGACAAAAGACGAGAUUCCGAUAAAAGGCGACCAUAGUUCCAAGAUCCAGGAGGUUAUUCGAUGCUUGAAACGCAUUAAGUUAGAAGAUGCUGGUGCGAAAGCUGUUGUAUUUAGCUCGUGGACCUCUGUACUGCUGACUAUCGGUCGAGCUCUGGAACUUAAUGGAAUCAUUUGUACAAGUCUCUUGAAGCCACGGGAUAGUGGCUUGGCCCAAUUUCGGUCUGCGGAGUCUCGUGUUUGGGUUCUUUUGUUGCCGCUUCAGUUGGGAGCCAAUGGCCUAAACCUUAUCGAAGCAAAUCACCUAUUAUUUGUAGAUCCUGUCCUGAGUCAUGGGCGGGAAGUUCAAGCUAUCGCAAGGCUUCAUCGAAUUGGACAAUUGCGACGAUUGCAGUAG